Messenger RNA from Lolium rigidum, 2231 nucleotides. RefSeq names its product chlorophyllide a oxygenase, chloroplastic. Gene Ontology annotation, molecular function: iron ion binding; chlorophyllide a oxygenase activity; 2 iron, 2 sulfur cluster binding. The record is from RefSeq and is a predicted model, not a curated record. Gene Ontology annotation, cellular component: chloroplast. NCBI's taxonomy places the organism in Eukaryota, Viridiplantae, Streptophyta, Magnoliopsida, Poales, Poaceae. The transcript has 9 exons. Bases 244 to 1872 code for a protein of 542 amino acids. Gene Ontology annotation, biological process: chlorophyll biosynthetic process.
GACGGAUCCCACGUGGCCACACGCGGGAGGCUCGUGGAGAUCGCGCCUCUUAUCGUCGAAAGGCGUCAAGCUCACUUCAGCCGCGAAAAUUAAUUUCCAGCAAAAACAUUCCGACCACCGUAGCAUUCCGUUCAUCCUCCCGUGAGAAAGAAAUAUAGGAAAUUUCUCUCGACCCGAAAAAUCCCCUUUUCGCUGCUCGAUUCCGGCAGCGGCGGCGACGACGGCGGCCGGCGGCGUCCCUCCAUGACCACAGUGGCUUCGCUAUCCCUGGUGCCGCACCUGCUCAUCAAGCCCUCCUUCCGGUGCCUAUCCAGAAAGGGCGUCGGCAGGUAUGGCGGAAUCAAGGUGUACGCGGUGCUCAGGGACGACAGCGCUGACUAUCUGAAGGACAACGGCCCCUGGGAGGCCCUGUUCCAUGUGGACGACCCUGGGCCGAGGGUUCCGAUCGAGAAGGGCAAGUUCCUGGACGCCAAGCAGGCGCUCGACGUCGUCCGCUUCGACAUCCAGUACUGCGACUGGAGGGCCCGGCAGGACCUGCUCACCAUCAUGGUGCUCCACAACAAGGUGGUGGAGGUUCUGAAUCCUUUAGCGAGAGACUUCAAGUCGGUCGGAAACUUGAGGAAAGAUCUUGCCGGGUUACAGGAGGACCUUGCAAAAGCUCACAACCAGCUUUACUUAUCGGAAUCUAGAGUGUCAUCGGCCCUCGAUAAGCUAGCGCAAAUGGAGACAGUAGUCAACGAGAGGCUGUUGUCGGAUGGGAGCGCUUUUGCAGCCACGGCCGAUUGCGCUUCUCUCGAUCCAAGCACUUCCUUCACACCUCGUGUUGGACCCAAGAAAACUAAGCGUCGGAGCCUCAACAUCUCUGGCCCGGUGAAGCCUUACCAUUCUAACCUGAAAAACUUCUGGUACCCGGUUGCUUUCUCCAGUGACUUGAAAGAUGACACUAUGGUACCGAUAGAUUGUUUCGAGGAGCAGUGGGUAAUAUUCCGAGGUAAGGAUAAAAGGCCUGGAUGUGUUCAGAAUACAUGUGCUCACAGAGCUUGCCCUCUUGAUCUUGGUUCAGUGAAUGAGGGCAGAAUCACAUGCCCUUACCAUGGUUGGGAGUAUUCGACUGAUGGAAAAUGUGAGAAAAUGCCAUCAACAAAGAUGCUCAACGUGCGCAUCCGGGCACUGCCAUGCUUCGAGCAAGAAGGAAUGGUUUGGAUCUGGCCCGGCGAUGACACACCGACUCCCACCAUCCCUUCCCUGCUGCCUCCCUCCGGGUUUACAAUCCAUGCAGAGAUUGUGAUGGAGCUACCAGUGGAACAUGGACUUCUUUUGGACAAUCUACUAGACCUUGCUCAUGCCCCUUUUACUCAUACGUCCACCUUUGCCAAGGGUUGGAAAGUUCCAAGUUUUGUGAAGUUCUUGACACCUACAUCUGGGCUCCAAGGGUACUGGGAUCCUUAUCCCAUCGAUAUGGAGUUCCGACCACCCUGCAUGGUCUUGUCAACCAUUGGCAUCUCCAAGCCCGGAAAGCUUGAAGGGAAGAGCACCCAACAAUGUUCGACCCAUCUCCACCAGCUUCAUAUAUGUUUGCCCUCAUCUAGGAGUAAAACCAGGUUGCUGUACCGGAUGUCCCUCGACUUCGCUCCCUGGAUCAAGCACAUCCCUUUCAUGCACCUGUUGUGGUCACAUUUCGCUGAGAAGGUCUUGAAUGAGGAUCUCCGGCUUGUGCUCGGCCAACAAGAGCGAAUGAACAACGGCGCUAAUGUUUGGAACUGGCCAGUGUCAUAUGACAAGCUCGGCAUUCGGUACCGGCUAUGGAGGGAUGCAGUCGAGAGGGGUGUCGACCGGUUACCGUUCAGCAACCAAAUUGAGAGCGGGUCAUAGGCAAGCACAUGACAUCACAUGUAGUCCCCGCAUUCAUUUGCCUGGCAAUGGCAGCAGAUGACCCAUAUGCACAGAUUAUUCAGGCCUGCGUUGCAGCACGGUUGUCAUCUGCCAAUGAUUGUUACAGAUAGAAGGAUUCUGGAAAGGAAGACCUGUGAAGAGGAUAAAGGGCACCACCUUUGCCAUUGUGUAAUUUUAAUUGUACACUAGCGGCCGUUUCACCUGAUGCAAUUGUAAUCUGAGGUUGAUUUUUUUUUCCUCUUAUUUUCUUCCCCUCCCUUUCAUGUAAAGUAUCUUCAGAUGUUAACGUCAAAACGUACAUAAAUAUACUAUGGACCAUGAAGGUGAAAGCAUGCUCA